GUUUUGGGAAACACGAAGCGGGAAACGCGAAAAGGGUUUCUGUUUUUCUGGAAUUUGUGAGGGUUUUACCGUAAUUUGGUAUCUUUCUGUGCACCCGAGAAUGCCGAAAGUAGUGUCCCGCAGUAUCGUCUGUUCGGAUACGAAGGACAAGGAAGAGUACAUUAAUGAAACCCUCAAUAUAUACUAUUGUUUGUGCGGCCAGAUGUCCCUGAUUCUGGAUUGUACGCUGGAAAAGUUGCCGCUGCGGCAACUCGACGGAGCACGGGUCAUCGAUAGUGCCCGGCACGCUAACAAAGUGAAUGCCGAUGCGAGCGAAACCGUUUUCAUCCAGCGUGAGGCAGGCAUCGAGAAACAGCAUCGGCUCAAGUGCAAAAAGUGUGGCCUGCCCCUGUACUACCGGCACUCGAAUGAUCCGCAGGUCACGUUCGUCAUCCGGCGGGCGUUGGUCAAAUGCAAGAGCGAAGCGCGGAUAUCCGAGUUCAUCAAGACGCCCAGCACCAGCCUGAAUCCAUCGGAACCAAAGAAGGUGAUGGUCACGAAGCACACGAAAAAUAUGGGCAAAUUUAGCUCGGUCACCGUGUCGACGAUCGACGAGGAGGAGGACGAAAUCGAGGCACGCGAGGUCGCGGACAGCUACGCCAACAAUGCACGCAUUAUCGAGAAACAGCUCGAGCGCAAGGGCGGCAAAACGAAUGAAGAUGUUCUGAAGGAAAAAAUCGAACCCCCGCCACCGAAGAAAACAAGAGGAACACUGAUCGAUACCUAAACGGACAGAAGGUCCUAAUAAAAGUAAUGAAUAAGUAAUGUAGACUCAACUCAACUUUAGGCAUAUAUUACGAACGCGUAAAA
Anopheles aquasalis is the source of this 849-nucleotide messenger RNA. RefSeq names its product STING ER exit protein. NCBI's taxonomy places the organism in Eukaryota, Metazoa, Arthropoda, Insecta, Diptera, Culicidae. Gene Ontology annotation, biological process: endoplasmic reticulum membrane organization; endoplasmic reticulum to Golgi vesicle-mediated transport. The record is from RefSeq and is a predicted model, not a curated record.